Molecule: messenger RNA, 1122 nt
Organism: Lacerta agilis (Sand lizard)
Lineage: Eukaryota; Metazoa; Chordata; Lepidosauria; Squamata; Lacertidae
Exons: 4
Coding region: 216-1046 (276 amino acids)
Source: RefSeq, a predicted model, not a curated record
CGUGUCGGAAGGAGCGGGAGAUGGCGGCCGGGGGCGAAGGCGACAGGUGCAGGUGGCGAGGAGGGGGCUUCUCCCGAGCCCUGCUGCUGCUGCUGCAAUCCUGCCUGUCGACGCUGGCGGACUUUUCGGGUUCGUAGCCGAUUUCCGACGGCCGAGUGAGAUGUUCUACACACUGCCCUUAUCAUAAUGUCUCUAUAUCAGAAGGUUCACCUGGGAUGAUCUUGGCUAAUGUUUCCAGUUGUCCCAACGUUUGUUUAUUUCAUAAGAGCAGUUCGUCUGAUCCCGAUGAAGUCAUAUUAGCCAUAACUGGAGGAAAACUGGGAGUCUACAAUAGCACAAACAAGAAACACUUCUAUCUACAGGGAAAUGACCUCUUUAUCAAUAACACCAACAAACGGCUUGCUGGAGAAUACCAACUUGAAGAUUUAUUGAGAAAAAAUUGUUUUCAUCGAGUCUUCCUUAGUGUACUUGACCCUUGGAACUGCCCUUCAGCUAAUCUUUCCAUACCAGAAGGUUCCUCUGGGAUGAUCAUUCCUAAUAACAUAUUGAACCAUUCCAAUAGUCUUGCUUUAAACAAGAACCACCACUCCUCAUCUUCUUGGGAACACAUCUUGAGCAUAGCCAAGAGACACCUGAAUCACAGUGUCGGCACGUAUGAAGAGCACUUCUAUAUAUCUGAUAGCGGCCUUUCUGUCAAGAAUGCUUAUGAAGGACUUGCUGGAGAGUACCAGCUUGUUUAUCAGCAAAAUACCGGUAGAUCCUGUGUGUAUCAGUUCUUCCUUAAUAUACCUGUUUCAGGACGCAGACAUGAUUACGCUUACGGUGCACUAGGGCUUGCCAUCUUUUUGGUGCUCUGUUUCGCAAUGUAUCUCUGUUGGAAAAGGAGAGACAAAGACACUGCUCAACUUGGUGGCGGCUUGGCAAAUGGAACUCUGCCUCCUGGGUCCCCAGAGGUGCAAGAAAGCAGAGCAGACCCACCCAGGAGAGAAAACGGGAACUCUUUUCCUCAUGAAUGCGACCCUCAGACAAAUGCCUUACUGCCUUGAAGGACUGCUCCUGUUCAUUUUUCUAGCCAUAUGCUUUUUAAGAUGAUGGCAAUACACAUCCUCUGACAUCACCCCC